This is a messenger RNA of Hipposideros armiger (great roundleaf bat), 6736 nucleotides long. It is a transcript of the gene ZNF532, whose product is annotated as zinc finger protein 532. Lineage: Eukaryota; Metazoa; Chordata; Mammalia; Chiroptera; Hipposideridae. The transcript has 12 exons. The coding region runs from base 834 to 4739 and encodes 1301 amino acids. The record is from RefSeq and is a predicted model, not a curated record.
GCUUCGGGGUGGAGGGGCGGGGGGAUGGGCCCUGAGGGGCUCUGGGCGCGUGUGAGGUGGGCAUUGCCAAGACGGGGUGCUCGUGUGUGCUGGGCGGGGGGUCACACGAUGACCUUCCCCACCUCAGGAAGACCUGAAAGGGAAACGCAGACCCCCAGUGAGAUCCCCUGUGCUGAUGGUUUUCAGGGACUUGUUGGCAACUCAGCGAGGGUUGCCAUAGCUUUUUUAUGUAGGGUGACCAGAACCGGCUGAAACUGGUUUGAGGCAGAUCAGCUCCUGAACACAAUGCAGUCACUGAGCUUCUACAGUGGGAUAGCAGCUUCCUCCCUUCAUGGCAGCCAAAAGCAGAGGAGCUUGCAGGAAGGUGCCACCCCAACACAGUAUGUGAAUGCACACUUAGACACCACACAGCACUGGCUAUGUUCUGUUUUGUGCUUUUCCUUUUAGAAGCUACUAAAGGGUGUUGGGGAUACUUCUGACUAUUAUGAAGGCCAAAAGGCCUGUUGACUGGGGCUGCUUUUAACCCUUUCAUGUUUGCAGAGCAUGCAACCGUGUGACAGUAACUGAACCAUUGGUCCAAAGUCUUUCCCAAAGGUCAAGGUUCACAAGUCUUGGCUGUGGUUUGACGCUGGGGAUACAUUAUUCCCUGUCUGGUCCUGCAUCCACCCAUCUGAGAGAAGAAGAGUGGCCGUGUGGGCGAGUUUUCUCUAGGUGACGCAAACCAUCUAGAGAAACGUGUGUGGGACUCCCUUAGAUCUGUAUUAACUGAGGCAUAAGAGAAUGGAAGGUGAUUUAUUCUCCAGAUCCUAUUGAACCAACACCUGAUCAAAUUCAUGACCAUGGGGGAUAUGAAGACCCCAGACUUUGACGACCUCCUGGCAGCAUUUGACAUCCCAGAUAUGGUCGAUCCUAAAGCAGCUAUUGAAUCUGGACACGAUGACCAGGAAAGCCACAUCAAGCAGAAUGCUCAUGGAGACGAUGACUCCCACACGCCAUCCUCUUCUGACGUUGGCGUCAGCGUUAUUGUGAAGAACGUGCGGAACAUCGAUUCCUCCGAAGGCGCUGAGAAAGAUGGCCACACCCCCACAGGCAAUGGCUUACACAAUGGGUUUCUCACAGCGACCUCUCUUGACGGUUAUAGUAAAGAUGGAUCAAAGUCCUUGAAAGGAGAUGUGCCUACCUCAGAGGUGACUUUAAAAGACUCCACUUUCAGCCAGUUUAGCCCUAUCUCCAGUGCUGAAGAGUUUGAUGACGAUGAGAAGAUAGAGGUGGACGACCCCCCUGAUAAAGAGGACAUGCGUUCAAGUUUUAGAUCCAAUGUGUUGACGGGGUCGGCUCCCCAACAGGACUAUGAUAAACUAAAGGUACUUGGAGGGGAAAACUUAAGCAAAACCGGAAUCUCUACAUCAGGCAAUAUAGAUAAAAACAAAGUUGUUAAGAGAGAAACAGAAACAAAUUCUAUAAAUCUGAGCGUUUAUGAACCUUUUAAAGCCAGAAAAAUGGAGGAUAAAUCGAAGGAAAACUCUGAAAAGGCGCUUGAAAACAGGGUCCAUGACGGGAAGCUGAGCUCCGAGAAGAAUGAUACCACCCUUGGCAGCGUGGCACCAUCAAGGUCAAAGCCAUCCUCCAAACUUUCUUCGUGCAUAGCUGCAAUUGCAGCUCUUAGUGCUAAAAAGGCUGCUUCAGACUCCUGUAAAGAACCAGUGAGCAAUUCACGGGAAUCGUCUCCAUUACCAAAAGAAGUAAAUGAUAGUCCUAGAGCCAUUGAAAAGUCUCCAGAAUCCCAGAGUCUCAUUGAUGGGACGAAAAAAGCGCCCCUAAAGCAGCCGGAUAGCCCCAGGAGCAUUUCAAGUGAAAACAGCAGCAAGGGAUCUCCAUCAUCCCCUGCAGGGUCGACACCAGCAAUCCCCAAAGUCCGCAUAAAAACCAUUAAGACAUCAUCUGGGGAAAUAAAGAGAACAGUGACAAGGGUAUUGCCAGAAGUCGAUCUUGACUCUGGAAAAAAGCCUCCGGAGCAGACAGGGCCUGUGAUGGCGUCUGUGACGUCGCUUCUGUCCUCUCCAACUUCAGCUGCCGUCCUCUCCUCUCCCCCCAGAGCGCCUCUGCAAUCGGCGGUCGUCACCAACGCAGUGGCCCCUGCAGAGCUGACCCCCAAACAGGUCACUAUUAAGCCCGUGGCCACUGCCUUCCUCCCAGUGUCCGCUGUGAAGACGGCGGGGUCUCAAGUCAUUAAUUUGAAGCUCGCUAACAACACGACGGUCAAAGCCACGGUCAUCUCUGCUGCCUCUGUACAGAGCGCCAGCAGCGCCAUCAUUAAAGCUGCCAACGCCAUCCAGCAGCAAACCGUCGUGGUGCCGGCGUCCAGCCUGGCCAAUGCCAAACUUGUGCCAAAGACUGUGCACCUCGCCAACCUUAACCUUCUGCCUCAGGGCGCCCAGGCCACCUCUGAGCUCCGCCAAGUGCUAACCAAACCUCAGCAGCAAAUAAAGCAGGCAAUAAUCAAUGCAGCAGCCUCGCAACCACCCAAAAAGGUGUCUCGCGUCCAGGUGGUGUCUUCCUUGCAGAGCUCUGUGGUGGAAGCUUUCAACAAGGUGCUGAGCAGCGUCAACCCAGUUCCAGUUUACAUCCCCAACCUCAGUCCCCCUGCUAAUGCAGGCAUCACGUUACCGACCCGUGGGUACAAGUGCUUGGAGUGUGGCGACUCCUUUGCUCUUGAAAAGAGCCUGACUCAACACUACGACAGACGCAGCGUGCGCAUCGAAGUAACGUGUAACCACUGUACAAAGAACCUUGUUUUCUACAACAAGUGCAGUCUCCUCUCCCACGCCCGCGGGCAUAAGGAAAAGGGAGUGGUCAUGCAGUGCUCCCACUUGAUUCUAAAGCCUGUCCCUGCAGAUCAAAUGAUUGUUUCUCCGUCAAGCAAUACUUCGGCUGCACCUUCCGCUCUCCCGAGCUCUGUGGGGGCCGGCACGCACACUGUAACAAAAAUUCAGUCUGGCCUAACCGGGACCGUCAUAUCAGCUCCCUCAAGCACACCCAUCAUUCCAGCUAUGCCUCUGGAUGAAGACCCAUCCAAGCUCUGCAGGCAUAGUCUGAAAUGUUUGGAGUGCAAUGAAGUUUUCCAGGAUGAGACGUCGUUGGCUACACAUUUCCAGCAGGCUGCAGAUACGAGUGGACAAAAGACUUGCACUAUCUGCCAGAUGCUGCUUCCUAACCAGUGCAGCUUUGCAUCACACCAGAGAAUCCAUCAGCACAAAUCUCCCUACACCUGCCCCGAGUGCGGGGCCAUCUGCAGGUCGGUGCACUUCCAGACCCACGUCACCAAGAACUGUCUGCACUACACGCGGAGAGUUGGUUAUCGAUGUGUGCAUUGCAAUGUUGUGUACUCUGAUGUGGCUGCCCUGAAGUCUCACAUUCAAGGUUCCCACUGUGAAGUCUUCUACAAGUGUCCUAUUUGUCCAAUGGCGUUUAAGUCUGCCCCAAGCACACAUUCCCAUGCCUACACACAGCAUCCUGGCAUCAAGAUAGGAGAACCAAAAAUAAUAUAUAAGUGUUCCAUGUGUGACACUGUGUUCACCCUGCAAACCCUGCUGUAUCGUCACUUUGACCAACACAUCGAAAACCAGAAGGUGUCUGUUUUCAAGUGUCCAGACUGUUCCCUUUUAUAUGCACAGAAGCAACUCAUGAUGGACCAUAUCAAGUCUAUGCACGGAACAUUGAAAAGCAUUGAAGGGCCUCCAAACUUGGGUAUAAAUUUGCCUUUGAGCAUUAAGCCUACAACUCAGAAUUCAGCAAAUCAAAACAAAGAGGAUACCAGGUCCAUGAACGGGAAAGAGAAAUUGGAAAAGAAAUCUCCAUCCCCUGUGAAGAAAUCAGUGGAACCCAAGAAAGUGGCCAGUCCUGGGUGGACGUGUUGGGAGUGUGACCGCCUGUUCACGCAAAGAGAUGUUUACAUUUCCCACGUGAGAAAGGAGCACGGAAAGCAAAUGAAAAAACACCCCUGCCGCCAGUGUGACAAGUCCUUCAGCUCAUCGCACAGCCUGUGCCGACACAACCGGAUCAAGCACAAAGGCAUCAGGAAAGUGUAUACCUGCUCGCACUGCCCGGACUCCAGGCGGACCUUUACGAAGCGGUUGAUGCUAGAGAAACACAUCCAGCUCAUGCACGGCAUUAAGGACCCUGACCUGAAAGAAAUGACGGAAGCCGCCAACGAGGAGGAAACAGAAAUAAAAGAAGAUGCCAAGGUUCCCAGUCCCAAGCGGAAGUUGGAAGAACCAGUUUUAGAGUUCAGACCUCCCAGGGGAGCAAUUACUCAACCACUGAAAAAGCUAAAGAUAAAUGUGUUUAAGGUUCACAAAUGUGCCGUGUGCGGCUUCACCACCGAAAACCUGCUGCAGUUCCACGAACACAUCCCUCAGCACAAAUCAGACGGCUCCUCCUACCAGUGCCGGGAGUGUGGCCUGUGCUACACGUCGCACGUCUCCCUGUCCAGGCACCUCUUCAUCGUGCACAAGCUGAAGGAGCCUCAGCCCGUGUCCAAGCAGAACGGGGCGGGGGAGGAGAACCAGCAGGACAACAAGCCCAGCCACGAGGACGAGGCGGCCGACGGCGCGGUGUCCGACCGAAAGUGCAAAGUGUGCGCAAAAACGUUCGAAACAGAAGCUGCCUUAAACGCUCACAUGCGGACACACGGCAUGGCCUUCAUCAAAUCCAAAAGAGUGAGUUCAGCUGAGAAAUAGCCACACACCUUCCAUCAGGAACAUCCCUGUCCACAGUGGAAUAAGAAAGACAUUUUUGUUACCGAAAGUUUGCAGUAUCACAGAGUUGACAGUACUCUCUAGGCUGUUGCAAUAUAUUCCCGUUCAGCGUACCUUCUUCACCUCGUUGCGUAUAUCCUCGAUAAGUAUGAAAGCAGUAUUUGAGUUUAAAAGAGUUUGUAUAUAUUUAAAGGAAUAACUUUUUAUACUCUUUGUUACAUGUUUGUAUCAGUAUUUAGUAGAAAAUGUUUUGAGUUUGUUUUUCCUUUUUUUUUUUUUUUGGUUACAAGUUUUUCUUUUUGUAUCGUUUCUUUAAAACAGAGUUCUUAGUAACAGGGGCAGUUCCUGAAUUCAAAUAAACCAUUUUGUAUGUUAUGGAUUUAAAAGGGUUAACUAAUUCCAGGCGAAGAUAAUGCCUUUUUUAGUGUUUUUAAUUUUUAGAAUUCACUACAUAACUUGUAGGUGAUUGUGGGUCUCAAAACACUAGGGCCUUUAAGUGUCUUUGCGCCACCCUCAAUGUGCCUGCUCUGAGUCCGGGUGUGUCCUGCAGACACCUGCACCCUGGCACCAGUGGCACCCGCCCCAGGCCAUGCCAGCUGGUGUCUAAAGCGGCCUUGCAGGGGGUGAAUACAAACUUAGGCCAGAAUUACGGUGAGGAACGUGGAUUUCCUUCACUCCAUCUGAGAAUGGGGCAGAGGGAUAUUCUAAAGGUAAAAAUGGCGGCCGGUGGUUUUCUGGUCAAAUUUGCAAGGCUGGCUUUGAAGAGCACAAGGAGAUAACGUUCACGAAAGGGCUGGACUACUGUAAAAGUUACAAAUACAUGGUUAGACCAAUAGAUUUAUAUAGUCAAACUUUUGUCAUGUAACUUAUUAACUAUAAAGACAACAACUAAAGAUACCAAGUAUUUCUCUGGCUCUUGACAGGAAGACAAACAUCACGGUUGACUUAACCCUUUGCUGUCUAAAGAGUUGGCGUUUCUUGUUCUGGGUGCUACUGCCAAAUGUUCUGGUACUUAGAGUUGAGAUGCACAACUUCACCCUCCAACUUAUCAAUGCAGCAGCCUGCACUGGCAGCUGGCCGUUAGAUUCCGUACUGAGCCACCCAGGGUUAGUUCGGUCGUUUCCAUAAGUAUAUUUACUAUCGGUAGUUAUUGAAGUGUCCCUUCCGUUUAUAGUUCUCUGGGAGAGUUCUAUUUUUUUGUUUUUUUGUUUUGUGUUUUCUUUGGCAUUUUAUAUCUUGUAUUUAUCCCUACACAUGUUUUGUACUUUUUUUUUUUUUUUAAGAAAAAAUCUUUUGUGUAUAUAUAGAUACUUGCAUGGUAUACUGUAGUCAACGUUCGGUUCCUCAAAAGGUCUUGCUGCUGUCAGGUGUAAUGCACUACAUCCAUCAUAACUGUAUUAAACACAUUUCGUAUGUAAAUAAACGUGGGACAUUUGGCCCUUGUGCUUCUGUGAGAGCGUUAUUGAUGGUGGGACUGUGACAUCUUCAUGACAUUUAGGAAGUGAUUAAUUGCAGGGACAGACUACAGGAUAUCGCAGAAUGCGUCCCACUCUGAAGAAUGGCACAUUUGUUCUCAUUAGCAAUCAGCUGUUUUGUCACUUCCUUGUUGACACCAUCAGGACAUCGGUGUGAUCCCAGGGCAUGAUUAAAGUAUUCCUCAACUCGACAUUCAAUUGCUGUUACUUGUUCUAUUUAUACUUGUAUUGCUCUAACUUGUAUUCAUAGCAUUUUCAUAUGUUUCUGCAUUUGAACCUUGCAAUAAACCUGUGUGGUGGGCUGCGCAGGUCUUACUAGCCUAGUUUUACAGUUGAGGAAGCUGAGCUCAGAUUAAAUUCUUUGCCUAAGCCCUCAUAGCUGGUAAGUGGCUUUGCGUAUGAGAACCCAGAUAUUCUUGCUCUAAAUCUAGUGCUCGCUCUAUGUGUUUAUGUACAUAUGGACAAAUACUUAUUCAACAAAUAAAAAGUAUGUGCAAAACACGA